Molecule: messenger RNA, 1951 nt
Organism: Spinacia oleracea (spinach)
Lineage: Eukaryota; Viridiplantae; Streptophyta; Magnoliopsida; Caryophyllales; Amaranthaceae
Exons: 10
Coding region: 1-1734 (577 amino acids)
Source: RefSeq, a predicted model, not a curated record
AUGGUGGAAGAAAAGAAUCAAGUGGUGAUGCAUAGCUCGUUCAACUAUGAAGCUGAUAUCCUUGAACCUAUAUUGAGUGGCCUUUGUGUUUGGUGUUGUUUUCAGCUGCACAUGUGUUGCUUCUUGCUGUUGCAGGGUGUGGGUUGUGCUCCUGAUGCGUGCAGGCUGUUCUGCAGGGAGUCCAGGUGCUGCAGUCAGAUGCUUUUGUUCAUACCUUUUGCUCGACGCCGAGAAGACCAAAAUUCACAAUGUCGUAAUGCUUACAAUAAUCCACAAAGGGAUAAUCGUUUGCAGCAAAAUUUUAACCAAGAUAAAAUUGUUCCUUCAAGCGUUCCUUCGGGAUUACGAUGUAGUCCUAGACACAUCAAUUCUAGAGGUCUCAACUCAGGUCUUAGUUCAGGAGGUCUCAACUCAGGUCUCAGUUCAGGAGGUCUCAACUCACAGCUCCAUUUAGGAGGUUUCAACCCAGGAGAUCUGAAUUCACGAGGUCUGAAUCCAAGAGGUCUAGAAUCUGAUACAUUUGCAAACUUAAGUCAACCAACGCAAGAACAUGAAGCAGAGGAUAUAAGUCACACGAUGUCCACACAAGGUGGUUAUAAUACCACAAACAGAAGGAGAAUUCAAGCAACUCAACCAAGGAAUGAGAAGGGUCGUGGGGCUAAUAAGACCAAGAUUUCAAAGCAACGUGUAUUUGUUGAGGUAAAUGAAUAUGGACAACCCAUUAGUGAUACUGAGAGGCAGCUAUCCUCACUACUUGGUUGUCUAGCUAGAGAUCCUAGAAGAUUGCAACUAGAUUGUUGGGACUGGAGGUUUUUAAGUCAAAAGAAAAAAGAUGAUGUGUGGGAGGAAGCAAAGCAAUCAUUUGAGUUUACUGAGGGGCGAGAGCCCUAUGAUUGGGCAAUGAAGACUAGGAAUGCUGCGUGGAGACUCCAAAAAUGUGAGUUAAAUAUAAAACAUUUUGAUAGAAGAACUCAUGAAGAAGCUAUAGAUCAAAGGUUACAAGUACCUCAUAUACCUGAAGACAUAUGGAAGAAAUUGGUGGAGUUUUGGGAAUCUCCUAAAGGCCAGGAAAGGAGCAAAAGAAAUAUUGAAAACAAAAGAAAGUCAAUGAUGUGUCACUAUGCUGGUUCCAAGAGUUUUGCACGUAAACGAGGAGAAAUAAAGGCAAAAGACGGAAAAGAGCCUGAUCCCCUUGAUGUAUGGCUUGAUACCCAUGUACCUAAAAGGGGUUCUCGACUUGAUGAUGCUUCGGCGGCUGCAAAGAAAGCAAUUGAAGAGGAUUUGGCUCGCCUGCCUCAAGGUUCUUGUAGUGGUGAUGAUCGCAUAUCUAUUUUUAAAAAGCAUGUUGGGGAAGAUAAAAAUGGUUAUGCAAAAACUUUUGGUCUAGGGGUUAAGGUUCCCCGUUCUCGCACAAAGAGAUGUGCGUUGGAGGAGGAGCGUGCCAAAAGAAUUAAAGUUGAGACAGAAGCUCAAAAGAUGGUUAAGAAGUUUGAUAAGAUGUCUAAUUUGGUGAUAAAACUCUUGGAGCUCCAGGGUAUGUCCAAAGAAGAAAUUCUUACUCUUCUAUCAGAUAGUGAGGAUGUUGAUAAUAGUGAUGGUGAAAACAAUGAUGCAAAUGAGAACGAAAAUUUUGAAGAGGCUAACGAUGAUGUAGGAGAGGAAGAUGACUACAGGGUACAAGAUGACUACCAAGCACAAGAUGAAGAAGGCGAGGAAUACUAUGAUUAUGAAUAGUAAGCAAAACAUAUGCAUCCCAAUCCUAACAUUCGUUUUUGGAUGGAAUGAAAGUUUGUUCCUAUCAUGUUUUAUAAUCACGAGAAAAUCGUUUUAGACCAUGAGGUCUUUUUUGAAUCGAACUUACUAGGAUGUUGUUUAUUGUAUUGGAUCUUACUAUAGUCGAUGGGUUCUAGUAACGUAUAAUGUACAAGGUUUUGCGUGGUUGGUGAGGCCA